AUGCGCUCUAUAAACGAAAUGAAAGAAGCGAGCGGUCGAUUAUUUACGCAAAGUGCUAAUAAAUUAAAUGAAGGAAAAUAGUGUGUAAAACUAAGAUAUCUUACGCUAACAUUAUGAGCGACUUACUGGACGAUGACUUAGAGUUUCGCGGCGGUACUUUGCAACUUUCUACCGAAGUUGUUUCACCAGACACUUCGGGGCAAAAUCAAAACAAUCCCAAUCAAAGCGAGUCCAUUACAAAUCAACCUAAGGCUAAUGUUAAUCCAUCAGUGUUAUCAGGGGCAGAUUCUUUAUCAUCAUCUUCGUCAUCAUUUGCAGAUGCCAGAGAAUCUCGAGCUAAUGGUGCAACAGCAGAAACUUCAGAGCCUGCACAGCCAGUAUACCCUCGAUAUGAUAUACCAUUUGACAAAGAGAAUAUCAAAGAUUUCUUCACUUACCGCAGAGGAGUUGUGGAAAAUGCUAUUCAGGAAUGCAUUACAGGACUUUUAUUCCCUGAGGAUGGAGAGUACCUUGGUUCCUGGCUGCUUACAGAAAUCACACUAUGGGAUAACGAAAAGGAGAGGAUUGUACUCUUGACAUCUCGAUUAGUGAUGACUAUCAAAUAUGAUUUUAUCGCAAUGAAACAACUGGAGUUCAAAAAGACAUACCUUGAUGAUCUGGACACUAUAGUGAUUGGCGAGUUAGUUUAUCCACCUUCAUCUCUGGUUCCUCGCAUUAAUGGCAUCGCUACUGGUGUCACCACAGUGGUGAAGGACUGUGUGAUAGAUCGGCUGUGCAGGCGGCCAACAGACAGCGACGGAGACUCUAAACUGUUCGAUCCCAAGUAUUUUGAACCUAGGGAGCGUAAUCUCCGUGGGGUGCGACUGAUGUGGAAUAAAGGAGAGCCUGUGCCAAUGAAGACUGUUUGGAAUCCGUUCAGCCAAGAUGUGCCAUUCAUCACGUUCGCGUCACAUCCUGUGUUUUGGCAUAAAGAGGGUGAAUUAGAAGACAAAGCGACGUAUGACAUGGAAGUGUUUGCUCAAAAACUGCAGCGUGCCAUCGAGACGAUGCCCUCCUCGGCUUGCUGCAUACACCACUCGCCAAUCGUCAUCCAAAGCUAUGUGGGCCUCACUUCGAUCCUGCACAACAAGGCCAGCAUGGGCUUCUUCAAAGUCAGAGGGAAGUUUAGCUUUUAAAACGGAAAAUUCAAACUUGAACUACGGUUUUCGAAAUCUGAAUUACUAAAACGAGAAAAAAGUAUUGGUACACUGCUCAAUGCGUAUUUUAAAGGCAUGGGGCAUUUAGUUGUUAGCACAUUACGCAGUCAUCAAUCGACUGUGUGUACUGUUAUGAUGAUAAAUAAAUUGUAUUUGCAGUACAUUCCAAGCUUAUUCCUAUAAUUGUUUUUUAGUAAAGAAUUUCUGACGGUCUAUAACAAUGCUGUAAACUUAUCUGAAUUAAGUAAGCGAUAGAAAGUAUUGGUAUACUCAACGUUAUUAAAUACCCUAGAUACACCACGCGCGCUAAAACUGUGUCCCAAUGAAGAAGUGCUUGAACACACCUCAAGCACUUCUUGGUUCACAGUCACGCGCAAACC
Molecule: messenger RNA, 1576 nt
Organism: Chilo suppressalis (striped riceborer)
Lineage: Eukaryota; Metazoa; Arthropoda; Insecta; Lepidoptera; Crambidae
Source: the annotation of a GenBank genome assembly